Molecule: messenger RNA, 1515 nt
Organism: Penicillium hordei
Lineage: Eukaryota; Fungi; Ascomycota; Eurotiomycetes; Eurotiales; Aspergillaceae
Exons: 3
Coding region: 1-1515 (504 amino acids)
Source: RefSeq, a predicted model, not a curated record
AUGACAACUACUUCGCCGUCUAAACCUGGUGUUAUACCUCCGACCAAGCUUCAAUUAGCCCUAGCAUUGGCUGUUGUCAAGGGAAAACCACCAGGCCAAAGCGUGAAAGAAUACAUUAUGCAACUUCGACAGUUCACUAAAAAAACCAAAGAUCUGGACCAAGUUGUUGCGACGGAUAAGUUCUUCGACAGCGUCUCCUUCUGGCAACAAGCAUACGAGCGAUCCGAGGCAGAACAAAGCAAUCUACAAGAUCAAGUUCAUGAGCUUAACGAGCGUAUUGAGGGCCUUCUUGCUAAGCUGCAUGCCAAAGUCAUUGGAAAUGAAAAUGAGAGCGUGUCAGCGAACAAACGAAAGGCACCUGCUGUUGCCAAGAAUGCGAAUAGCUCGAAUAUGGCUAGGAAACGCACAAGGCUACCGAAAAGUAUGCAGAAAAACAUCCCAUUGGACGAUGAUGAUCCAAGAGAAGAAUAUGUCUUAUGUCUCAACAGACAACUGCAUACCGUCCAGAAAGCCCUACAGAGAAGGGCAAACAACAGUUCUGAGUCCAAUUCUCUGGCUGUGGAUGCAGUCAUACUCUGCAAAUCUGCAGAGCAGAGACUAAUCCAAACCAUCCAGAAUGAGACGAGUAUGACGGAACAGAAACCUUCCCAAACCGAGCAGGCCAAUACGCCGGAUACAGAUACUGUUAUGAACGCUGUGACAGUUGCUUUCCAUCUCACGCACAAAGCGUUGCACAAAAUAGCUGGGACCAAGAAUGGCAUGCAGAACCAAGGUCAGGUCAUCUACUACCUAGUAGGUCUGUUUGAAUCAACCAUGACAGCACUCACUCUGUAUUGCACUGCGAUAUCCAAGCAAAAACCAGUCGACAAAACCAAAUCGGCCAGAGACUCACAGCCAGUCACCGGAACCAAUGAACAAAACAAACGUCCAAAAGAGAAGAGCUCACCUACCAAUAAUGAGAUAGCCUCUCACCUCGCAGACCUGCUCUGCACGAUGGCCCUCUCCCUCAAUCUAACUUGUCCUGAAGACCAAGAGGUAAUGGAAGGAUUUCUCUUCCUUGUCCUCGAUCGCAUGGGUAAAAUGAUAGCUCUCCACGUUUUCCAUGACCUGCGACUGCCAAUGGGAAUCUGCCCCGGGAUGACAUUCCCGGAUGGAUUGGAAGCAAUGGUCGACGAGGGUCUUACGCCAAACGAGGCACAACUGGAAGCCAAGUAUCUCGUUCGGCUUCUCGGUAGAAUGCUUAAUGCUGAGUCCUGUGAAUCGGCCCUCGAGGCAUCGGAUGCUCGUCAAUUUGUUGCAAAUGCCAAAGAUCGUCUGCAAAAGACUCUCCUCCGGGCUGUAUUCGGACCUGAUGAUCGUUUGUUUCAGGAGGGUCUACGGCGUCCGCAUACCCCACCUCCUCAGGUACUUGAUGGCCAACAGGUGGAUCAGGAGAAGUUUUCGGAUUGGCUUACACAGGAGCUGUGGCAGCUUGUUGGUUGGGAUGUGUUGAGGACUGUGCUUGCUCCAACCUAA